AUCCCCUAUCUAAACUAACAUAACAACAACACUCAAGCUCUAAUUAACUUAGUACACUCAUCAAACAAAAAACAUGUAUGCUUCUACUUCCAUUACUUCACCACUCUUCAAUGAGCUUCUUGUGGAAUCUCACAUAAGAAGGUUACUCUUCCAAGACCCAGUUGAUCAUCAAUCACUUAAAAUCAACUCCCCUGUUUCCACAAACAACCAUAGUUCAACAGACUCGUAUUUCGGAGCUCGUGAAUUUGAUUCAAAAGUUGUGAUGAUACUUGCAGUCAUUUUAUGUGCUUUUAUUUGCUCGCUUGCAUUAAACUCGAUCAUAAGGUGUGCCUUAAGGUUUACAAACGUAGCCAUCAGCAACGGCUCUUCUUCGAGCAGCAACCCUUUACCUCAAUUGGUCAACAAAGGAAUCAAGAAGAAAGCUCUCAAGAGAUUUCCAACAUUGAGCUAUUCAAGUGAGUUGAAACUACCAAACUUGGAUACAGAAUGUAUGAUAUGUCUCUCAGAGUUCACAAAGGAUGAAAAACUGCGCGUUUUGCCUAAAUGCGACCAUGGUUUUCAUGUUACUUGCAUUGACAAAUGGCUAAAGGAACACUCGUCAUGUCCUAAGUGUAGACAAUGUCUUCGUGAAACUUGUCGAAAGACUGGUGGGUCGCAGGUGCAACCAAUUUCGUUGCCAGUGCCAGAAACCAUUAUAAGGAUCCAACCACUAGAGCAUGAAGAUUUAGAACGUAACUAUAGGGAAAUAUAAUCUAAUUAAUUACUCUCACUUAAUGCCUUGAAACAAAUGUGGUGGUUAUUGGUGAAUUAGAAUAUGAAACUUUCUUUUGCUUUACUUUGAGUUCAAAUGUAAAUAUAUACUAAUUAAAAUUUUGAGUGCA
Messenger RNA from Trifolium pratense (red clover), 881 nucleotides. RefSeq names its product RING-H2 finger protein ATL78-like. Gene Ontology annotation, molecular function: transferase activity. The coding region runs from base 74 to 751 and encodes 225 amino acids. NCBI's taxonomy places the organism in Eukaryota, Viridiplantae, Streptophyta, Magnoliopsida, Fabales, Fabaceae. The transcript has a single exon. The record is from RefSeq and is a predicted model, not a curated record. Gene Ontology annotation, biological process: protein ubiquitination.